AUGAAUAGAUUUACUGCAUUGCCUACAUUGCCUAAUGCCAUACGACAUCAACAUACGUUGUUGAAGACUACAGACUUGACACAGGCUCCUGAUUUCACAAAAUAUUCACCUGUGAAACCUAUCAAGGAAGGUAUUGCCCCUUAUAUUGUUGAAACAAUGAAAGCAUUUCCAACUGACUCAAGAUAUAUAAAUCAACAACAUUAUUACCAAAAUAGAAAUAUCCUAAUGAAUGAUUAUGCCAAGAGAACUCCUCAUCCUGUAUCAUUAAUGCAACUUGCACAAUAUUAUGACGAUUCGUCGACUUUAACAAAACAGAAAAUCAUCAAUUCAGGAAUCUUCGUGAAGGAAGAACUAGUGAUACGGAUUGCAUCUAAGAUUAACCUUUUACAAAGUUUACCAUUUAAUGUGGUAAAUAAUUUCCAUUUUUUACAAGUUUAUGAAUCUUAUUAUAAUAUAUUUGAAAGAUUUAGGAAAUUUCCUGCUAUUAAGACCAUGGAAGAUAAUUUAAAGUUUUCAGAAUUUAUUAGGAAAAUUUUACAAGAUUUUAAUUCAUUGAAUUUACCACAUUUAAUAAUGGGUGCAUUAGAAUGUACAAUUUUCGAUUUAUAUCCAAGAGAUAAAAUGGAUGAGUUAUUAUCAAAUUUACUAAGAUCUCGUAUCUCGAGACGAUUAAUCGUUGAGGAACAUCUCAGCGUGACAUCAAACUAUGUUACCGGUAAGAAAGAAAAUACUUUAGUUCUAGGCGAUAUCUUCCAAGAAUGUAAUGCUUUACAAUAUUUGACUCACGCAAGUAAAGAAUGUGAACAAUUUAUUAGAAAUAUGUAUUAUCCUACAAUACCAUUACCUGAAUUGAAAAUAGAGGGCUGUACCGAUUUAAAUUUCUAUUUCUUACCGACUCAUUUAAAAUAUUUAUUAGGUGAAAUAUUAAGAAACGCAUAUGAGGCUACCAUUAGAGAAUAUAUUAGGAAAGGGUCAGAUAAACCUGCACCUAUUGUUGUGACAAUAAUUGAAAACCCAGAUACAUAUAUUUUCAGAAUUUCAGAUCAAGCAGGUGGAUUAAUUCAUAGUGAUGCAGAUUUAUGGUCAUUUGGGAAAUCUAAAGAAAGAGCUCGCGAAUCCUUAAACAAUUUUCAUAAAUUACCUGGGUUACAUAGUAUAUCAAUCUACGAUGAUAUAGCCGACUCAACAACGUGUACGUCUUCAUCGAUGAGAGCCGUAGAACCAUAUAUGAAUACAUCAUUAGCACACACAACACAAUGGAAUAUCAAUAAAGGUCAUUAUAAAUUAGAACAACCGUUGAUAGAACUACUGCAAAGACCGUUCAGGUACAAACUUGGGGUCGGUUUGGCCAUGUGUAAAGUGUAUGCAGAGUAUUGGAAUGGUGACCUUAGAGUUCAUUCUAUGCCAGGGUACGGUGUCGACGCUGUAUUGACACUUGGAAAUUUGAUGAAGAGCACAGCUAAGAAACAACUAGAUAAGGUAUAG
Molecule: messenger RNA, 1485 nt
Organism: Maudiozyma barnettii
Lineage: Eukaryota; Fungi; Ascomycota; Saccharomycetes; Saccharomycetales; Saccharomycetaceae
Gene: PKP2
Product: protein kinase PKP2
Exons: 1
Coding region: 1-1485 (494 amino acids)
Biological process (GO): protein phosphorylation; regulation of glucose metabolic process
Cellular component (GO): mitochondrion
Molecular function (GO): pyruvate dehydrogenase (acetyl-transferring) kinase activity
Source: RefSeq, a predicted model, not a curated record